AUGUCUCUUUACGAUACACUUGGUGUAUCUCAAGAUGCAACUCAAGUUGAGAUUAAAAAGGCCUACAGGAAGUUAGCGCUACAACAUCAUCCUGAUAAAGUUACAGAUGACUCAGUAAGAGAGGAAAGUGAAGUUCGUUUCAAAGAGAUCACAGCAGCAUAUGAGGUUUUGAGUGAUGAGGAGAAAAGAUCUAAAUAUGACACCUAUGGUGAUACUGCUGAUGGGCCCGAUUUUGAAGAUGAAUCAUUUAUGAAUUUCUUUACACAGUUUAACAGCGGAUUUGGAUUCAACGGCGGUGGUGGCGGUGGUUUCCCAGGUGCCCAGCCUGGAGAUGAUAGAUCUGAUGAUGUACAAGUACCUUUGAAAGUAAGCAUGGCAGAUUGUUAUAACGGUAAAGUGUUUAAAUUUCAAUCCAAACGUAAGAUUGUGUGUGAAAAAUGUGAAGGGUCUGGUUGGAGACGUCGUAGCGGUGGACCGCCACCUCAGACCAAUUGUAAAAGCUGUCAGGGCCGUGGCUAUAAGGAACAGUUAAGGAGAGUCGCUCCCGGUAUGGUUGCUCAACAAACUGUAUCUUGUGGUAUGUGUCACGGGAAGGGUAAAUACGUUAGUAAACCAACGUCUGAAAAGAACCAAUGUAAAAAAUGCAGAGGCCAGGGUAUGAUAGAAGAAGCUAAGCCACUUACUGUGUCAAUUCCUCGUGGUAGUCGUCAUGGUGAUCGUAUCGUUUUUGAAGGUGAAGCUGAUCAAGAAGUGGGUAAAUCAAAGACCGGUGAUUUGAUAUUUAUUGUCGAUGAGGGCACAGAACCACCAGAAGGUGUUAGACUUGAGAGACGUGGCUAUGAUUUAAUAACAAACAUAAGCAUUUCUUUGGCAGAAGCCAUUACAGGUCUAGACAGAACUUUAACCAAAACUCUAGAUGGACGUGUAUUAAAAUUGUCGACUCCGGCAGGUAAAGUGAUAAGUCCUGGUAAAAUUAUUAAGGUGGAACAAGAAGGUUGGCCUCUCAAUAGUCACGCAACGAAAUUCGGUGAUCUGUACGUGUUAGUGGAUAUUGUUUUCCCCAGAGACAAUUGGUUCGCUGAAAAGAGUGAUUUGCUAAAGAUUAGAAACAUUCUGCCAAGUGAAGCUGCGAAUAAUGAUGUUAAGGCGGAUCCUGGGAAUACAGAACAAGUAUCAGACAUGAAGCUAGUAGAUCAAUUACCCGACUAUAUGGGGUCUAAUGGUGAUCAAUAUGCACACGAAGGUCAUGCAAGUGGAGCUUUCCCUGAUGAUGGAACUCCUCAGUGUGCUCAACAGUAG
Zygosaccharomyces rouxii is the source of this 1299-nucleotide messenger RNA. It is a transcript of the gene XDJ1, whose product is annotated as Xdj1p. The transcript has a single exon. The record is from RefSeq and is a predicted model, not a curated record. Gene Ontology annotation, biological process: protein refolding. NCBI's taxonomy places the organism in Eukaryota, Fungi, Ascomycota, Saccharomycetes, Saccharomycetales, Saccharomycetaceae. Gene Ontology annotation, molecular function: Hsp70 protein binding. Bases 1 to 1299 code for a protein of 432 amino acids. Gene Ontology annotation, cellular component: cytoplasm.